Messenger RNA from Ostertagia ostertagi, 135 nucleotides. NCBI's taxonomy places the organism in Eukaryota, Metazoa, Nematoda, Chromadorea, Rhabditida, Trichostrongylidae. The record is from the annotation of a GenBank genome assembly.
AUGACUCAACUAGAUGGUGUAAGAAAGGUUUGCGGCUCAGUCGCUUAUGUGCCCCAGACGCCAUGGAUACUCAAUCAUACGAUGCGGGGCAACAUUCUCUACGGCAUGGAUUACGAUAGGAACAGAUACGACAAG